This is a messenger RNA of Oppiella nova, 564 nucleotides long. The record is from the annotation of a GenBank genome assembly. Lineage: Eukaryota; Metazoa; Arthropoda; Arachnida; Sarcoptiformes; Oppiidae.
CAACACGUGACCGAUACUCAGCACCUAUACCUGGGUAACUUUGAUCACUUCAUCGGCACCGGUAUCAUGGCCAACUCGUGUAUUAUAGACAUAUCUAUUUUCUAUUGCAUUACCACUCAAUUAAUUAGUUACGCUAACUAUCGGUCAGGGAUUAGGCCCCGGGAUCUAAGGGGCUGUGCGUUUUGGUACUGCGGUUCAGAAGGAAUAGGUCCUAAGCCAUUGGCAACCACAAUCCCGACAAUAGCAACUACUACCGAUACUAGUCCGUCCACCAUCACCACUACAAUACACCAUUCCAGUACCAUGCUCAAAUCAACCACUGAACAAACAACAAGUACCCAGCAUGAGACUAGCACCACAAGUAAACCCACAGCUCCUACAUCUACAGAACUUAACCCCAAGGAUCCGGAAACUAAUCGUAAGCUAACCGGUUGGACAAUAGCCGGUAUAGUAAUAUCCAGUUUAAUUGCGGUAAUUAUAUUGCUGUGGUUGGCCUACAAAAAGAUCUGGAAAAUAGGGAGGACUCGCAAUCCCUACCGAUCCCUAAAUGACGAGAAUUAUUAA